AUGGCAGCCAAGGACGACGACUACGACUACCUCUUCAAGGUCGUCCUCAUCGGCGACUCGGGCGUCGGCAAGUCCAACCUCCUCUCGCGCUUCACGCGCAACGAGUUCUCGCUCGAGUCCAAGUCGACGAUCGGCGUCGAGUUUGCGACCAAGUCGAUCCAAGCCGAAGGCAAGACCAUCAAGGCGCAGAUCUGGGAUACCGCCGGGCAGGAGCGGUACCGCGCCAUCACGAGCGCCUACUACCGCGGCGCGGUCGGCGCCCUCCUCGUGUACGACAUCACCAAACAUCCGACCUUCGAGAACGUUGAGCGGUGGCUCAAGGAACUGCGCGACCACGCCGACGCCAACACGGUGAUCAUGCUUGUCGGCAACAAGAGCGACCUUCGGCACUUGCGCGCGGUCCAGACGGACGAGGCCAUGGCGUUUGCCGAGAAGCACAAUCUGGCGUUCCUCGAAACGUCGGCGCUCGACGCGACCGGCGUCGACACGGCCUUCCAGCGCAUUCUCACGGAAAUCUACUCGCUCAUGAGCCGCAAGACGAUGCAGGCCCAAGAGAACGCGGCGAGCCUUCCGACCGGCAACAAGAUUGAAAUCACGGCGGACAACUCGGGCGCCGCCAAGGCCAAGAAGAAGGGCGCGUGCUGCUAAGCUGCUUGGAUACCACCAGUAGCACGAUCUGAUUUACAUAUUGCAGUACCUCG
Messenger RNA from Saprolegnia parasitica CBS 223.65, 701 nucleotides. RefSeq names its product Ras-like protein Rab-11B. Gene Ontology annotation, cellular component: endosome. Gene Ontology annotation, molecular function: GTP binding; GTPase activity. Lineage: Eukaryota; Oomycota; Saprolegniomycetes; Saprolegniales; Saprolegniaceae. The transcript has 2 exons. The record is from RefSeq and is a predicted model, not a curated record. The coding region runs from base 1 to 648 and encodes 215 amino acids.